Molecule: messenger RNA, 682 nt
Organism: Panicum hallii
Lineage: Eukaryota; Viridiplantae; Streptophyta; Magnoliopsida; Poales; Poaceae
Exons: 4
Coding region: 267-467 (66 amino acids)
Source: RefSeq, a predicted model, not a curated record
UUUGCCUGAUCGAGUUCAUCGAAUUAGUUUGGGCGACCUCGAUCUCGACCGUCAACGCAGAUCGAACGCUUUCUGUAUCAGUGGGCCCAAGGUGUGGGUCUGGAGCGUUGGAUCACGAUUAACGGCUGAGACUAGCCUUGACCCGCAUCAAGAGAGCAGACCACCUUCCUCGUCCUCUCGAGCAUUUGACAGGCCGCCGCUCCUUCCGGAUCUGGGCGAGGCGAGCUGCGGCGCCGGGCGUCGCGGGGAGGAGGGACUAGGGGAGGAUGAACUGGAUCGGGCGCAAGAUCCACCUAUACAAUGUCACCAUCGGCCUCUACAUGCUCGAUUGGUGGGAGCGCUACCUCUUCAAUAUUUUGAUGGUUUGCCUCUUUUGGUACAUUCUCCGGUAUGUCCUUGGGUUCUUCCAAAGUAAUCUGAAGGCACUUUUCCAAGAUGGAAACUAUCUUGGGCGAGGCAGUACAUAGCCAUGCCAUUUCUGUAUCUUCCCUGGAAGCUAAAAAGCCUUCUGGUGUUUCUGUCUAGUGAGGGGGGACAACUCGAUGUUGUGCAAGAUCGACGUUUUUGUGUUGUAAAUGAUUGCUAAUUUGUUAUACCACCGUGCUUCGUGGACGCACCAUGAUUCUGUUGUGUUGCACCCCUUACUGAAUUCAUGUACUCGUACCGCGUGUACCAUUCAUCA